AUGUCAUCUUCCAAACGACCCAACAAAGAAAAAACACCGGUCAGAAACACCAACACCCCAAUACCUUCAUUUGAUCAACCGAUUUUCUCACCUCCGUAUUACCACUACGGCGCAACUAAUUCAAAUGCGUUACUCGAACAAUACUCUAACGAAUACAAAACCCUACAAUUCUUAUACACGCGUCUAAUUUUAGUGGAAAAAGGGGUUGUUCUCUGGGAGCGUAGCAAAAUGGGGCCAGUAUACUAUAUAUUAGUGGCAUUGCCUUGCACAAUUGGGGCGAUUGCUUUGGCGCUUCUUCACAUAUACAGGCAUCUUUUGAAUUACACUGAACCAACAUAUCAGCGAUUCAUUGUCAGAAUAAUUUUCAUGGUUCCUGUCUAUGCAUUGAUGUCUUUCCUCUCACUUAUCUUCAACUCGAAAACAAUCUACUUCAAUUCCAUUCGAGAAGUAUAUGAAGCUUGGGUUAUAUACAAUUUCUUGUCACUAUGCCUGGAAUGGGUAGGUGGGCCAGGUGCUGUUGUUUUAAGUCUUUCUGGACGUCUUCUUAAACCUAAUUGGUGUUUAAUGACAUGUUGCUUUCCUCCAAUCCCACUAGAUGGGCGUUUCAUAAGGAGAUGUAAGCAAGGGUGUUUACAGUUUGUGAUUCUGAAGCCAAUCUUAGUGGGAGUUACAUUUGUAUUCUACGCAAAGGGGAAAUACCAAGAUGGAAAUUUCAGUGCAAAACAAUCCUACUUAUACAUCACAAUUAUAUACACCGUUUCCUACUCUAUGGCCUUGUAUGCCCUAGCCUUGUUUUAUGUAGCAUGCAGGGAUCUCCUCCAGCCAUUCAAUCCUGUUCCUAAAUUCGUCAUCAUCAAGAGUGUUGUCUUUCUCACAUAUUGGCAGGGUGUUUUGGUAUUUCUUGCUGCAAAAUCUGGAUACAUAAAAGACGCAGAAGAAGCUGCUGAAUUCCAAAACUUUAUAAUAUGUGUGGAGAUGCUUAUUGCAGCGUUGGGUCAUCUUUAUGCAUUUCCAUACAAAGAAUAUGCGGGUGCUAAUAUUGGUGGUGCUUCCCGUGGCUUUGGUGCUAGCCUUGCUCAUGCUUUGAGUUUGAACGAUUUCUAUCAUGACACUGUUCAUCAAUUUGCACCCGCUUACCACGAUUACGUACUCUACAACCACAGCAACGAUACGGGCGAUGAAGGUGCACGAAAAUAUCGCGCCCGAACUUUUGUCCCAAUCGGGUCCGAAAUGGAAAACGUUAGAAAAAACAAACAAACGUACGCGAAUAAAGGCGAUGACAUGUCACCAUCUGCAACUGCAACCACCCCCACAACCACUCCACCCUCCAAUCGCGCAAAAUCAGAAGCAAUGAAUUCUUCGUUGCUUUCAGACGCAUCGAAUUCCGCCGCUGCACAAUACGACUUCACACUAAUUGACAUGGACAGCCCGGUAAAGAAAACGGGAAAUGGUAAUUAAAGAAAUGAGUUGACCGCGUUGACCACACGUAAAAGCCGACAUUUUGGUGAUGUUGGCUUCUUAAAUUUAGGGUUUUUUUUUUUGGGAGUUGUACAUGUAGUGAAUAGUGGUGUGUCGAUUUGUUUGUGUUUGAUCCGAAAUCGAUAUAUACAUGUGGAUUUUUAUCAUUUUGUGGGUUUUUGUUAAUAGGGGAUAGAAGUGGACUAUGUCUUUCUUGAUAUUAAAACAAAAUGAAUAGUUUUCAUAUAUAAA
Messenger RNA from Lactuca virosa, 1710 nucleotides. Lineage: Eukaryota; Viridiplantae; Streptophyta; Magnoliopsida; Asterales; Asteraceae. The record is from the annotation of a GenBank genome assembly.